Molecule: messenger RNA, 3235 nt
Organism: Gadus morhua (Atlantic cod)
Lineage: Eukaryota; Metazoa; Chordata; Actinopteri; Gadiformes; Gadidae
Gene: tpd52
Product: tumor protein D52
Exons: 7
Coding region: 1001-1726 (241 amino acids)
Biological process (GO): B cell differentiation
Cellular component (GO): cytoplasm
Source: RefSeq, a predicted model, not a curated record
ACACACACACACACACACAAUCACACACUCUCACUCCCUCUUCAAUGUAUCGGACUGAGGCAUUUCUGCUGCUCUGGGCUGGACAGGCCUCGCUGGAUUAGCGCCACUGCUGUAAUCUGGGACACUGCAGAUUACAUCGCUUUUCAUCUGCGACCCACCCCACCACCCACGUGUCAUGUGACCCGCUCUCACUAAUGGAACCUUUUCAUUUGUUGUCCUCCUCCAUUCAAUUGUAUGACAAGAGGCUGGGAGAGUGAGAGAGCGUGACUGAAAAGAGAUAUGCACCCAGGAGUGUGACUGGGAGCAGGUGAUUGCCACGUUGUAGAGCUAACAGUGAAUAUUGCUACUGCUGUUGCUACUGGUCGAUAGAGAUGGACUGGUACAGAUUGGUACCGUGAAGGGCAACUCGAUUGUUCCGAUCCAACCUUUGGGAUUACAGCGGAGAGGAGAGGCGGUUCAUGUGUGUGUGUGUGUUUGUGUGUGUGUGUGUAUGUGUUACAACCAUUGGAGUGUUUGUGUUUGAGAGCGUGUGCGUAACAGCAGGAGCUGGCGGCAUUAGGUAACUCAUUCACACCCGGAAAAGGAGAGAAAACUCUCACAUGCGUCUUGGCCUGGGCUUUUAUGGAGUAUCCUACUGCUGUGUAGGCGGACGCACAGAAGGAGGCUCGGAGGACUGCAGAAACCCACACAGACAUGCUCACACACACCGAUCGAAACACCUUUUAACGCACGUGACACGUUUGGCUUCACUAAGAAACACACAACGUCUUAACAUUCUAGUCCUACACAUAACACAAUCAAAUGCGCACACAUACAAGCGCGCACACGCAUGCAACCACUCACUAGUGACUGCUCUCAGGCACUGUCACAUGAGGGCACUUAGCGCGGUAGCUUUCUCUGCGGCGCAAGGAGCGGCAGCGGGGGUGGGUAGGUAGCGGUCCGAGGAGCUACAGCCGUGUCUCUCCAGCGCACGUCUCUGUACCUGGGGAGCGGAGGGCACAUGGAGCCCCUGGAGGACUACCACUCCCCGUUCAACUUUGAGCAGGGCGUCAACGCCAGCUACAUGUACCUGUCUCCUGAGUAUGGAGACACGCCGCCCGGCUCCCCGGCCAGCCGCACCAGAGGUCAGCAGAUGCUCUCGGACCCCCAGCCAGAGGUGGGCGAGGACGCCGUCUCCUCCAUGGGCCCCGCCCCCCCCGCCCUGGUCCCCAGCCUGUCCCCGGAGGAGCAAGAGGCGCUCCAAGGAGAGCUGGCCAAGGUGGAGGACGAGAUCCUGACUCUGUCCCAGGUCCUGACGGCUAAAGAGAAGGAGCUGGCGGAGAUCAAGAAGAAGCUGGGCAUCACGCCUCUCAACGAGCUCAAGCAGAACUUCUCGCGGAGCUGGCAGGAAGUCACCACCUCCAACGCCUACCGACGGACGUCCGAGUCCUUCUCGCUGGCCGGUCUGAAGGCCUCCGCUGCCCUCUCCACCGUGGGCUCCGCCAUCAGCCGCAAGCUGGAGGACGUCAAUAUUCGCUCUUUACAGCAUUCAGCUAGCAUGCCUGUGAUGAGGAACAAGCCCACCUUCAGGUCUUUUGAAGAGAAAGUGGGCACUCUUAAGACCAAGAUGAGUCCGUCCGGGACCCUCAGUAACCAUGACAACCAGGAUGGCAGCGCUGGUUUGGACCCUGAGCCUUUGUUCAGCCAACCCAACGAACUGCCAAACCAGGAACCGCCCACCCACUGACACACACACACACACACACACACUGACACACACACACAAACACACACACACACACACACACACACUCCACGCCUCUUGACCUCUGACCUUCAAACCCCCGCCUCAUAUAAUCUGUUCUGGCCCCAUGCCCGUGUCCUUUUGUGUGUCGAGACCCCUGCUUGUAAUUGGAAACAAGUGACUUUUCUCUCCUCCAUGUUUCUGUGGUGACUUAAUGUUCUUCUUUCCUGUCUGAAGCGUGCGCUUGUUACUUAACCGACAUGGGAUUGAAGGCACGUGCUUGAUGGUGGGUUAGGUUUGUCGGGGGGGUGGGGGGGGUAUGCGCUCUCAAGCCAAUCGUAUGUAUUACACUUCAGAUUGAAGGCUAGCACACGCCCACUUUUGCAGAAUAUGUUGAGAAUAAAGAUCUGAGUUGUUGCCUGAAUGGCUUCCUCUUUUUAUUCUCUUUCUCUUCCCUUUCCCUCUACAUAACUCCUGCAUUGGCUCAAGUAACCAGCUAAUGAAACAUAAAGCCCAACAUGACAUUGUUGUUCAAUGGCCACAACAUUGGCUGAAUUGCAUUUGUUACAUUUUCAUGUUUUGGAUACAAUUGUCUACAUUUUAGGAGUUAAAAUAAUUAUUUUCUUCCAUGAAAACUUUGCAGCUUUGGACCUACCCAAUAAAUAAUGAAACGCCCGCCCCCCUCAAAGGUGUUUAAUGAAAGUGAUGUCUUUUUGAAAUCGCAAGUGUUUUUCUUCCCCAAAUAACGCAUAAACCGAAAUUCGGUUUAUGUGUGAAGUAUCAUAUACAUCACAACUCAAAAUGUUCACUGUUGAUUGAGUGAACACGUUUUAAAACCUAAUGAACGGUGCUGUAGGUGGUAUUCCCAAAGGUGAGAGGGGAUAAAUCCAGGUUCUGGGAGUGGGACCCCUGUUGUUUUGUCAAGUAUUCAAGGCGAGUAUUUGUCACCUUUUCCAGUGGUUUCUGAAGUCCUGAAGCACAUGUCUGGGCAGGCACAUGUGCUGAAACUAUCCCCCCCCUGCCACGCCGCCCGUGGGCGCCUGGGACUCUGAUUAUCGUAAUAAUAGGACAUUAUCCGAAAUGAUGUGCGCAAAUGAGUCCCACGACCGACUAUGCAUGCAUUCCGAUCACUGGAGGAGUCUUCACCGCUGCUGAAAACAGAACACACGACACCAAAAGGUUGGCUGUAGGUACCACUGAUGUCACGUUUCUCAUUCAAAAACCAAAAAAAACGGGGCCCUGAAAAAAGGAACAUUUGGAUUACAUUCACUUCGACUCGUGGUCAUCCAGAGAUGUGACUUAAAUGUUUCACACCGAGAGUCCGUCCUGCACAGAUCUGUAUACCAAAAUCAGUGACAUUGACUUCCCAGCGUUUCAGGGCCUGCCCAGAGUUCCUCCCGUGUACGGGGCCGUUCGCAGCACCGGGGGCCCCACCACAAACCCUGCCGAGGUUGCUGUCAAAUGAUUAUUUGCUGUUUGCCAACUAAAUCGAAUAAAACCGUUAAAAUUAAA